Trichomycterus rosablanca is the source of this 1561-nucleotide messenger RNA. It is a transcript of the gene etsrp, whose product is annotated as ETS1-related protein. Gene Ontology annotation, biological process: regulation of transcription by RNA polymerase II; cell differentiation. Gene Ontology annotation, cellular component: nucleus. The coding region runs from base 49 to 1128 and encodes 359 amino acids. NCBI's taxonomy places the organism in Eukaryota, Metazoa, Chordata, Actinopteri, Siluriformes, Trichomycteridae. The transcript has 8 exons. Gene Ontology annotation, molecular function: DNA-binding transcription factor activity, RNA polymerase II-specific; sequence-specific DNA binding. The record is from RefSeq and is a predicted model, not a curated record.
AGCGCGAGGACACGAGGAGACCCGGAACCGAUCAGCAGAAGACCAAAGAUGGAGAUGUACCAGGCUGGUUAUUACACUGAGGACUUCAGGACUCAGGAGGUUCCUGCCGGAUUCGACUUCAGCUCAUAUGAUUACAAUGGUGAAGACCUGUCCUUUCUGUUAGACAGCAAAGGAGCGACCCAAACGCAGUACCAGGAUACGUACGGAGAGCCGGUGAAGGACCACAUGAGCACAGCCAAAGUUCAUUCUAUGGAUUCUGGAUUAUUUAAUCUGGAUACGUUCCCCGAGGUUAACAGUUGGACAUCAUACACUAGUGUUCCUGAUGGUAUUCUGAUGGACCGACAGCAGGGUGGAUUUCAGGAUUCUGCUUCUCAGACGUAUCAGAGUCUGUUUCCUGCACCAGUCCAGAGCAGCUCAUUCAGUCCUGCUGUAGAUGCCAGUGGACUUUAUCAACCCGCUAAAGAGCUGAAUCACAGAGGAACGUCUGGGUUCGAGCACUCAGGUGAUUCGGAGAGGACGUACGGUCUGUACGAUACAGAAACACAGAGUAAACCUUUACCGUACUGGAUGGAUUACUCUUCGUCCACUUACUGCAGUCCACUGCUCGGCCAUUCACCAUCCUCCUCCUCAUCAGCUCCUCGUACCUCAGAAACCUUCUCUCCUCGGGUGGUGAAAAGACGCCCGGCAUCAUCUCAGAGAUCAGAGAGAGAGGGCGAGGUCUCGCCGGGGAUGUCGGCCUAUCCAGGAUCAGGGCCGAUCCAGCUGUGGCAGUUUCUGCUGGAGCUUCUUUUGGACUCAGCGUGCCACACUUUCAUCAGCUGGACUGGAGACGGCUGGGAAUUCAAGAUGUCUGACCCUGCAGAGGUGGCUAAACGAUGGGGUCAGUGCAAGAACAAACCCAAGAUGAACUACGAGAAGCUGAGCCGAGGCCUGCGCUACUACUACCACAAGAACAUCAUCCACAAAACCGCCGGCAAGCGCUACGUCUACCGGUUCGUCUGUGAUGUGCAGGGCAUGCUGGGGAAGAGUGCACAAGAAGUCCUGGCCAGUAUGAACAUCUCACCUCUGAGCUCCACGUCGCCAAGAUCAGCGAAGUCAGAGGACACGGCCGACAUGUGGCAGCAUUAACGACCCCCCAAAGAAAAGACUGUGAGAGGACACUGUGCUCCAGUCCUCUACUAACACCCCCAUCGACCUCCCAAUGCAUCCCAGAAUGACUGUGAUGAACUGAACUGUGUUUCACAGGAGCACUUGCUACACGAGGAAGAGUUUAGUGUGAAGAUCAGGAAGCAGAUCUUUCAACUUAGACACACUUAAGAUAUAAAAAUAUCAGACAUUUUCUAACACGUUUACUCUCUUACAUCCAACUCUGUACAUUCAGCUCGCUAGCUAGUUACAGUGCUGACUAGCCGUACUUCUGACUAGCUAGCAUGCUAAUUAGCCAAACACGGUCAAUCCGAAGAUAUUACUUAUCGUUAAUAUAAAGUCCUGUUCCAGUUUACUGUUCACAUUUAUUAAUUAAUACAUUUUGUAAAAAAUCUGCUGUCAGUGUUUAUUAAAA